Molecule: messenger RNA, 2521 nt
Organism: Mercenaria mercenaria
Lineage: Eukaryota; Metazoa; Mollusca; Bivalvia; Venerida; Veneridae
Product: organic cation transporter protein-like
Exons: 10
Coding region: 277-1941 (554 amino acids)
Biological process (GO): transmembrane transport
Cellular component (GO): membrane
Molecular function (GO): transmembrane transporter activity
Source: RefSeq, a predicted model, not a curated record
UUUGGAAACUUCCCAAAAAUAUCAGCUGUUCAAAAUUGAUGGACACUGCAUCGCAGCACAAUAUAAUCAGACAGUUGUGCUUGAUUUACUUGUAAAAACUACACUUAAAAUGAACCAUGUUUUUAUAUCAGCACUUUAUAUGAUAAACAAGUGUUCCUGUUUGCAGACGAAUACCUCGACCAGCGACGCGGAAUUUAGUGUGAUAUCAAAAAGACUUACUGUAUUCGCAAUAUAACUGGAUUCACUAAUUUGCUAUUAAGAAGUGCCUCUACCAAGAUGAAGUUUGAUGAAAUUCUGGAGAAACUUGGACAGUUUGGAAUAUAUCAGAAAAGGGUAUUCAGCUUUUUGGCUUUUCCCGCAGUGAGCAUUGGUAGCUUCUGUUUUAUGGUGAUUGUAAUUCUCUACACUCCGGAUCACAGAUGCAAGAUACCAGGAUUGGACAAUGACACAUACGAAGUUCAGGGUAAAUUUCAUGAAGAACUGCUCAAUAAAAGUAUUCCAUUAUCAGAUGAUCCGACCUUGACCUAUGACCAGUGUAAUGUUUACGAUACCGGAAGUGCAGCAUUAGACGGAAACAGCCGACCAAUAAACGCAAGUGUUUUAAAGUGUACGGAUUGGGUGUACGACAAAUCAGUUUUCAGCGAAACAUUUACCUCAAAGGCGAAUUUUGUUUGUGGAGAUGCGCUUAAAACCUCUCAUAUACAGAUGCUUUUCUAUUUUGGAGUCCUUGUCGGGGACUUUGUUCUUGGAAUAUUCGCCGACAUAAUGGGUAGAAAGAAGGCUUUAUGUGCAGCACUGGCUCUUCUAUUGGUGGUGUCUGCGAGCGUUACGUGGGCGCCAGAAUUCUACUCGUUUGCCAUCCUACAGUUUCUUAUCGGAGCAUCCGCCCAUGGGGCCUUUAUGUGUAUCGCCGUUUUUAGUAUGGAAAUUGUUGGUGUAACAAAACGGGUAUGGACCGGCAUGUUCCUACAGAUAUUCUUUGGUACUGGUGGAAUAUACUUGGCGACUGUGAGCUACCUCGCCCGGGACUGGAUCUGGAUCAACGCAGCAUGUGCUAUACCAUGUAUAUUUUAUCUGGCUCUCUGGUGGAUUAUACCAGAAUCGCCCAGAUGGCUUAUCAGUAAAGGGAGAAGACGCGAAUCAGCAACCAUUAUCCGUAAAGUAGCAGACACAAACAAAGUCACACUUCCUGAAUCAAUGCUGGAAGUCAAAGAAGACGAUAAAGGGACACAUGGGAAUCUCUGGCACGUGGUCACGAGCCCCGUACUCUUGAAGCGAACGCUUAUAUUGUGCUUUGAUUGGAUGAUAGUGAGCAUGACCUAUUAUGGCGUUACCAUGAACGCUGGGAACCUCGGCGGAAGUUUCUAUCUUAAUUUCCUGUUGAUGGGUGUGGCCGAACUUCCCGGAUAUCUCGUUGGUAUCAUCCUGCUUGACAGAAUAGGUCGACGCUGGUGUAACGCCGGAAGUCUACUGGUUGGUGGUGUAGCUUGUCUUGCCACAGUGCCAACAGUGUUACUGGCGAAAACAGAUUUGCAGUGGUUGACGAUAACUCUUGCGUUGAUAGGAAAGGCUGGAUCCUCAAUGGCGUUUGGCGUUGUGUUCAUAUUUACUGGUGAAUUACUUCCAACUGUAGUAAGAAAUGCUGCCAUGGGAUCUUGUUCUUGCGCUGCACGCGUUGGAGCCAUGCUUGCCCCUUAUAUUGCCAAAUCCGGUGAAUUGAUAGGUGGCGAGUUUGGUCAAGUAGAACCUUUAGUAGUGUUUGGAGGUUUAUCAAUACUCGCUGGUCUACUAUUACUUUUGCUGCCAGAGACACUGAAUCAGAAACUGCCAGAUACCAUACAAGAAGGAGAGGAAUUUGGAAGGAAAUCGAAUCCACCGUUUGAUAUGGAGCUAGAAGUGGAAGCGCCAUUUAUUGCAAAGGAUACAGACAGCAACAUGUAAUGGAGAGUAACACAAAUGCUAUAUGCGAUAAGAGUAUUAUGUUAGAAUGGCAGUCAACUGGAAAAUAAAAUAAAACACAAAAUCAUUCCGUCCUACAACAGCAUUUAAAAUCAACUGCUCAGUUUUUCAAUUGCUCAAUGGAUUCCUGUUCCAGAGGCUUAAUUCUUUUUUUGACAGAUUCAAUAUUUUCAGGGACAACAAUUGUUACAUUUAUCGCAUUUGACACAUAUUGGUUAAAUGCGACAUAUGGUCAUGUGAUUUCCGUUGCCGAAGAUGUACGAAAGUAUUUCAUACAUGCUAUGUUUUAGUUAGUUUGUUACAAAUCGUUGUAUGAUAUAAGAAUUUCUUUUUUAAAUGGCUAGAAGAUGGAUAUUACGGACAGAUGGUGUUAAGAUGGAUGGAUGGGUAGAUGGUAAAAGUGAACAGUCGCCUCAACGCAAACUGUUGUAUAAGCGUUGUUUCCUCUGUGUUUUGAAUGGACCUAGGUGUAAAUAUGCUGUAAUAUGUAUUUUAAGGUAGUAUUGUUUCCUUUGUUGUAUAAGGUAUGGCCUAUGUAAUUAUCUGUAAUUUUAAGACAAUU